Molecule: messenger RNA, 1308 nt
Organism: Canariomyces notabilis
Lineage: Eukaryota; Fungi; Ascomycota; Sordariomycetes; Sordariales; Chaetomiaceae
Product: glycosyltransferase family 76 protein
Exons: 3
Coding region: 1-1308 (435 amino acids)
Biological process (GO): GPI anchor biosynthetic process
Cellular component (GO): endoplasmic reticulum membrane; mannosyltransferase complex
Molecular function (GO): GPI mannosyltransferase activity; alpha-1,6-mannosyltransferase activity
Source: RefSeq, a predicted model, not a curated record
AUGCCCUUGCCGAACCUGGUCAAUGGCAGCGCCUACCGUGCGUUACUUGGCGCAUUUGUGGCUUGGAAGCUCUUCCUCUUUGCCGUUGUAUUCGGCAGCAGUCUCGUAGGCGACCCAUAUGAUACCUCAGCCGGGUUAUUCAUCCAUGGUGGUGAUGGUGAGAAAGCCGGCUUAGUCGCCCGGUUGGCAAGUUGGGAUGCCAUCUACUUUGUCAGCAUCGCCCACAGGGGAUACCGCUUUGAGCAGGACUGGGCGUUUGGUGCCGGUCUUCCUCUUGCCAUCAGGGCCUUACUCAAAGGCCUCGGGCUUCUCGGAAUACCGUUCGCUGCCGGGGCGGGAGGAAGCGUUCGCGUUCCAGAAGCCCUUGCCGGCAUACUCAUUGCCAACACGGCUCAUCUGCUGUCGACCCUCGUGCUUUACCACCUUGGUCGACUAGUCUGGCGUGACCGCACUCUCUCUUUGGUGGCCGCCAUCCUGCACAUCUUGUCUCCUGCCGGGCUCUUCCUGUCCGCCCCGUAUGCUGAGAGCUCCUUUGCGCUGCUGUCGUUCUCCGGGCACUUGUUCUUUGCCUUGAGCUGCAAGGACGAGCGCCGCCAGACAUGGCGCGACAUCUACACUGUCCUGGCCGGGAUGCUCUUUGGACUGGCCACAGUCUUCCGUAGUAACGGCAUCUUGAACGGAAUCCCGUUUGCUUGGGAAGCGUUUCGCCACCUACCGAGACUUCACCUACGUCCUUGGGAUACGGUGCGUCGUCUGGCAGCGCUUGGUCUCGGUGGAGUCUGCGUGGCUGCUGGAUCUGUCGUGCCCCAAGCAAUAGCACUUCUUCGCUUCUGCUCCGGCGUAUCCGGUGCCCAGCUGAGGCCAUGGUGCCUCGGAUACCUGCCAAGCAUCUACACUUUCGUGCAGCAACACUAUUGGAAUACCGGAUUUCUUCGCUACUGGACCCCAUCGAACCUGCCAUUAUUCUUGCUUGCCGCUCCCAUGCUGUUCGUUCUCAUCAGGUCCGGUGUGGAGCAUUUGACUACGGUACAGCGACGACCUCAUGCCAUACAGCCGGCCGAGUCGGCUCGAUUCUUGUCCCUGGUCCGAUCUGCCGCGGCCGCACAGCUAUUGCUGGCUGUGCUCGCGGCGACCACGUACCACGUUCAGAUCAUUACCCGGAUUUCGUCCGGAUAUCCAUUGUGGUACUGGUGGAUUGCCGAAGGCCUCAUUCGCCAAGACAGAUCAAAAAGCCGCUUUGUCAUAUUCAUGGUGGUUUAUGCUUCGAUUCAAGGGGCCCUCUUCGCUUCUUUUCUACCACCCGCCUAG